UGCGCAUUUCAUGCUGUCUGCUGUCCCUGUCAACGACCCUUGUAGGAUUGUGCCCCAUGCGUAAAAUGGGGUCCGCGCGGCCAGGGCGUGCGGCAAUAUGAGGUAUAAAGCGAGAAUGAGUGAGAGGCUGGGGGUCUUGCGACUCGCCACAGCUCAUUUCCUGAGCUAUACCCUCCUGUUGUACUCUCCUGUUCGUCUGCGACGACGCAGUGUAAACUUUCUUUAAUAGCCAGGCGCCCCUUGUCAACGACCCACCGCCUGCACGUCGUCCCGACCCUCGCAACAUAAGCCUUUUGGAAGCAUCACCCACACCACAAAUCCCUCCUCCCUACCUACCAUAGCUGCUGAUAUGGCCUCCCGCUACGUUGUCGUCGCCUUUGCAGAGAAGCCUCGCAUCUCUGUCACCAAGUACCUCGAGCGCCGCAUCAUACGUGCGUGGAAAAGCAUAACCCGCAAGCCCCAGCGGGCGUCGAUCCUCAUGGAGGACUUCGUCAUCCUCAACGCGCGUCGCCGCAGCGUCAUGUACCCCCAGGCACGCUGAGGUGCCAGUGCACCCCUUACGCUUAUAACGUCCUUCACGCAUAGCUUAGAACCCUCAUUAUUCUGGCUGCUCGACGUGGCUCUGCUUAUGGUUGGACGUCGGACUAUAACCCGUGGAUCUCGGACGCUGUUUAAUUACUGUAGGCUACUUGGAGCCAUUGCACAAGGACAUGGGCUAUCUCUGUAUUCAUAAUCACUCGCUGCCACUAAUAAUAAUUGUGAAUCGUUGCCGCU
Messenger RNA from Phanerochaete carnosa HHB-10118-sp, 774 nucleotides. RefSeq lists its product as uncharacterized. The record is from RefSeq and is a predicted model, not a curated record. NCBI's taxonomy places the organism in Eukaryota, Fungi, Basidiomycota, Agaricomycetes, Polyporales, Phanerochaetaceae. The coding region runs from base 350 to 541 and encodes 63 amino acids. The transcript is spliced from 2 exons.